AGUUGUAGUUCCGCCCUGACGCGGGCUCAUCGCCGCUGCCGCCUCCUCGCCGCUCCCGGCCGGUCCGCGCGGGGCCAUGGCCGCCCGCUCCCUGCGGCGCCUCAGGGCGCUGCUGCCCGAGGCCGGUAAAGCGGGCACAGGCAGUUUGUAUUUCAGAGGGUCCCCCUGUGCUUUCAGCACUGCAGCUCAGCAGAGAAGUACAGGAGACGAGUGUGGCCCAGAGGAGCCCAGUGAGGAGCCCAAGCACCCCCUCUCUGACUGUGCCUUGGAGCACAAAGCCAUCAAAUUGGAGGAGCAAGUCCGAGAUUUAACUGAGCGGUACCGAAAAGCUUUGGCAGAUUCCGAGAACGUCCGGAGGAGAACACAGAAGUUUGUGGAAGAUGCCAAACUCUUUGGGAUCCAGAGUUUCUGCAGGGACCUGGUGGAGGUAGCAGACAUCCUGGAGAAGACAGCCGAGAGCGCCGCGGGCCAGGCGGAGCCCAGCGAUCCCAACCCCACCCUGAAAAAAAUCUACGAGGGCCUCUCCCUGAUCGAGGCCAAGCUGCAGAGUGUCUUUGCCAAGCAUGGCCUGCAGAAGAUGAACCCUGUGGGGGGCAGGUAUGACCCCUACGAGCACGAGAUCAUCUGCCACGUGCCAGCCGAGGGCAUGCAGCCCGGCACGGUGGCGCUGGUGACGCAGGACGGCUACAAACUGCACGGCCGCACCAUCAGGCACGCGCUGGUCGGAGUGGCCGUGGAGGCACACCAGUGAUGUGGCUUCAGCUGCUCCAGCUGGGACCUGGCUGAGCUGGGGACAGUCACAGCUGCAUGUAUUUACUUAUUUAUUGAGCUGGGUUUGUGUCGUGGGACGGUUUCGGGGUCGCCGUUGGUUCUGAGGUACUUGUGUAUUCAGUAGUGCUAAAUGGAGGCUGUGGAGUAGCAGUAGGAGUGCUGCUGUCAGAAAUGUGUAGCCCCUUUCUCUGCUUAGUUCUCCAUGAAGGUUUGUAUGGAGAAGAGAGGAGAGAAAGGGAAAUCACUUCUUGUCUCUGUUCCAUCUCUGAGGGAGACUCCUGCAGUGGCCUCCAGGAACUGCUCUGCCUCGUUCUCCACAGCUGUAUUAAGGGACUGUAAUAAUACUGACCUACCUCACAGGGAUGUGGUGAGGCUUUUCAUGUGCAAAGCACUGGGAAAAGUCCAGAGGGAUGGAUGAGUAUUAUUAUCACCUGGAUUUGAUGUCUUCCCUUGUCCCCAGACCCUCGGAUGGGGUGAAGUUGGUCACUUGAAAUGACAUUUAGGGGCAGCUUUUUCUUACAUUGCUUCAGGAAAACAAUCUGGAAUUCAUGGAAUCUCUGUCAUACUAGAGUUGAAGAGAGAUGAGGGUUUAAAAAGAAUUCAGUUGUUGAGUCACACUAAUGUUAAUAACCCUUCUCCAGGUAAAAUUCCAGCUUGACUCUUGGUUCCCAAAGGUAAAACAGGGAAUGGUGAUUUGUGCUGGAGCCACAAAACUGUCCUCACAUCUCUUAAUCUCCAACCUAAAUGUAUGUUUUAGAGGAGAGCAAUUUCUCUUCCCUGGUGGGUAUUUGUGCAGCUUUCAAGCAUGAUAAACUAUGUGCUCUUUAUUGCAGCUGCUGGCAAAAUGGAGCUGUGCCCUUAAGCAGGAAAUCUGGACUGUUCUAUUUUCUCAGCUCUCCAAUAGAGAUCCUCAGAUUACACCAACUUCCAAUCCACAUUCUGAUCCUACUUUCAAUGAUCCUGGUAAAUAUUAAACCUUUUGGGUUUAAGGAGAAAAAAAUUCUUCUCUGCUCCAAAGUCUCAAGUGCCCUUGAAGCAAUUUUAGCAGCAGUGGCAAGAAAACAAGAGAAGCAGAAGGCUGAGGAAGUGAAAGCUGACCUCGAGCUGUCCUCCUGGUUGGAGGCAUGUUGUUGUCACAGCACAUAUGUAUUUCCCACUGGCCCUAUUGCCUGGGAGUUCAUUUAUCUCAGCUGAAAGGAUGCAGUCACUAAGAAGGAUCAGAAUUUAACCCUUUGCAGAGCAGCAAGGAGUCAAAUGACAGAAGAACAGAUACAGCCACAAAACCAGGAAUGGUUGCUUUUCAGGUUGUUUCUUAUUAAUUUGUUCAUUCCUUCCUUUUUACUUUCUGGAAUUGGUUUCAUAACCUGAAAAAUGCACUUCCAAAAAUGCUUUACUUGGAGUGGAUGCCAUCCCUGGUUUGGAAGAAAAUUUAUUCUUCUCCCAUUCCUUUGCAGGCUUCAGCUGAAAAACCCUUUUGUGGUGGACUUCAAGAUUGUCACAGCCUUUAAUAUUGACAGUCUUUCAUCUGGGGAGGCUGUGUGCAGUUAGUGGCUUGGCAUCCCAGAAAUUUAAGGAACCUGCACAUUUCUAACCUGCUCCAUGCAACCUCUUGUUGUGGCAGCUGUGGUGUGAGUCUGUAGUGAUCCUUUUUGGAGUGUGGGUUUGUGCCUCUGUGCAGUUGGUUCUGUGGAGAUUUCAGCCCUGAAACAGCACUUCUGGCAGCUUUAGAUGAUGGGAAAACCUCUUGUUCAGUUUCUUGUAUUAUUGUGUGUUUGGAAGUUUCAGAGAUAAACAGGACUUUUAUUCAUUUGUGCUGAGCAGGUCACCAGGGUAUGCUGUUUCUCCAGAGAAGAAUGGGUGAGAUAUGCAAUGUGGCUGUUCCUCCUCCAAAGUGAGGAACCCAUGUGCUCAGCUGGAAGGAGCAGUGGGGUCUCUGCUGCCUCUCCAGCCCCUGCUGUAUCAGCUGAGUCUUGCAGUGUCAGGGGAGAGCUGAGGACCAACUUUGAAAGUGAAACUUCAGUUGUAAGGAACCCAAGAGAAGCACAGGUGUUUUACACAAGGGACAGUUUUGUGUCACAGAGAAGCUGCAGCUGGGUGUGAGCAGGAGUGAUGGGAUCCAAAUCCUCCUGGAGCCACUGAACUGUGAAAAAAAUAUUGCAGCCACUCAGUCCACCUUGGGUUUGCCAACUCUGCCUGUCUCCUCAGCCAGUACUCACCCACUUCUGCCUUAAGGAAAUACCCUAAAAUGCACUCCAGACCUUCUGUCUGUACUGAGGGAUGAUUUAUUCAGCUUCACGU
Messenger RNA from Ficedula albicollis (Collared flycatcher), 3069 nucleotides. It is a transcript of the gene GRPEL2, whose product is annotated as GrpE like 2, mitochondrial. Lineage: Eukaryota; Metazoa; Chordata; Aves; Passeriformes; Muscicapidae. The record is from RefSeq and is a predicted model, not a curated record. Gene Ontology annotation, molecular function: adenyl-nucleotide exchange factor activity; protein homodimerization activity; protein-folding chaperone binding. Gene Ontology annotation, biological process: protein folding; protein import into mitochondrial matrix. The coding region runs from base 77 to 751 and encodes 224 amino acids. Gene Ontology annotation, cellular component: PAM complex, Tim23 associated import motor. The transcript is spliced from 4 exons.